Messenger RNA from Adelges cooleyi (spruce gall adelgid), 2289 nucleotides. RefSeq names its product acyl-CoA Delta-9 desaturase-like. Gene Ontology annotation, biological process: unsaturated fatty acid biosynthetic process. Gene Ontology annotation, molecular function: iron ion binding; stearoyl-CoA 9-desaturase activity. Bases 302 to 1408 code for a protein of 368 amino acids. The record is from RefSeq and is a predicted model, not a curated record. Gene Ontology annotation, cellular component: endoplasmic reticulum membrane. Lineage: Eukaryota; Metazoa; Arthropoda; Insecta; Hemiptera; Adelgidae. The transcript has 5 exons.
AAUUGGCCAAACGACAUUUCUCGCACACUCUACCGACCGGCCGACGACGACCAAUAAGAAAAUAAUAAUAUUACAACCGUCGGCAAUAGUCUACACCGCGCGAAACCGACUUUUAUUUUUCAGUACAUAAACAUCUGUUUUAUUUAUACCAUCAUUUUGCCAUUUCGAACGAUUUUCCAAUCGGUUUUCAGCAAGUACACGGGGCCUGUGGACCGGCGCGACCGGACUCGCGGUGGAAUUCAUUCAAGAGCGUACACACUCUGCUACUUGGCUCCAGUUUUUAUCAACUACAUAGAACUCGAUGGCCACAUCGACGACUUUUGCUCAGAUAUGGUCUGGCGUGCAAGUCGAGUGCGAUGAUACCAAACGAAUCGCCUCGGCCAGGACAGCCGUACACCACCGCCCUCAACAGGCACCGCAACCGGCCAAAAAGCUAAGAUACCGCUGGCAAAUCGUCUGGCGCAACGUGAUCGCGUUUGCUAUCUUACACACCGCCGCCGUCUACGGGUUAUACCUGGGAUUGUCGGGAUACAUGUACUUCAAAACGAUCAUAUUCAUGAACCUGAUCGGAUGGUGCAGCGGACUGGGCAUUACCGUGGGCGCUCACAGGCUAUGGGCCCAUCGGUGUUACACCGCCCGGCUGCCGAUGCGCAUACUGUUGGCGUUGUUCCAGACGUUGGCUUUCCAAAAUCACAUCUACGAAUGGGUCCGGGACCAUCGAGUACACCACAAGUUCACCGACACCGACGCCGAUCCGCACAACUCCCUUCGCGGGUUCUUCUUCUCGCACAUGGGCUGGCUGAUGGUGCGCAAACACCCGGACGUGCCCGGCAAAGGCAAGGAGGUCGACAUGCGGGACUUGGAAGCCGAUCCGGUGGUCAUGUGGCAGAAAAAGUACUAUUUAUGGCUCAUUCCGUUCGUGACGUUCUUAAUACCGUCUCUGAUACCGUACUGGUGUUGGGGAGAACCGUUUUGGUAUUCUUUCUUGUUGGUCGGCAUAACUCGUUACAUGAUAUCUUUACAUUGUACGUGGUUGGUUAACAGCGCCGCACACAUUUGGGGCACAAAACCGUACGACAAAACCAUAACUCCCACGGAGAACCCGACGGUGGCGUUUUUGGCUUUUGGCGAGGGAUGGCACAAUUAUCAUCACACUUUUCCAUGGGAUUACAAAGCGGCCGAGUUGGGCAACUACUGGUUGAACGUGAGCACCGCUUUCAUAGACGUUUGCGCCCGGCUAGGUCUUGCCUACAACCUUAAGACGGCCAACCCGUCAUUAGUACUAAAACGUUCGCAGAGAACUGGCGACGACACCAACAAGCGGGUGGAAGUAUGGGGAUGGGGUGACACCGACAUGACCGAAGACGACAAACUUAUAGCAGAAAUCAGUCGGAAAAACGACGAUUAGAGCUCGUUAAAAUUUUUUUUUUUUAAUUUCAUUAUUUUAUUAAUUUUGAUUAGUAUAUAUUUUUUUUUACCCCACUAAUUAAAUGACUAUUAAUACUUUUAUAUUCUUUAGUCGAUGAACUGAACUUAAUAAUAAUAAUUAUAAUGUAUUUUUUUUAAUUUUAUAAUAUAUAAUAGACUUUUUUUUGUAUUAGUGAAUGUUUUUGAUGAAUUUACAAUAUUAUUAGUGAGAAUGUUUUUUUUUUUGUACAUUCAUAUCAUACUUUAACUAAAUAAUGAUAUACACAGAUAUAUUGUGUGUUAUAAUUUAUAAUGGGGUUUUUAACGACAAAAUGUAAUUAUUCGAUCUUUGACCGUUUGAAAAAUAAUUCCCAAUCGCCAAUUAUUGGUCGGCGACACUAUCGAAUAGCGCCUAUUACUUAUUUUAAAAUGUUAAUUAUAUUUAUUUUUUAUAAAAGAUUCACUUAUUCUACUUUUUUACGCUGACGAAUGUAUUAUGAACGCAAGAAUAAAAAAUACUUUUAAUAAAUGCUAGCAGUUUUACAACUGAUGCACAUAAUGUAUACUUAUUUAUACUGUGUUUACUAAUGUUUAAGCUAAAAUAAAUUAUUAAACAAAAUGUUGAAAAACUAUUAUCAGUGUUGUAAUAUUAGAUCAUAAAAAAAAACGAGACGAGACUAACAGUCGCACUACCAUUGAACAGUGCCUCUUUUUCUCGAGUAAAACCCUCGUGUAUUAAAAUAUUUCAGAGAAACGUAUUCCAGUAAAAAAAAUGUUGUUUUCUUAGGAAAUGCGUUUCUAAAAUUAAAUAACUUUAUUAAUGUAUAACGCCUUAAGCGAAUAUUUGAGCAUCAUCAAGUGAUAAUUUAUAAUAUAUAUAUA